AUGAACUCCUCCUCCUCCUCCUCCUCCUCCGCACUGACCAACUCCACCUCUUCUUCCGACCCCGACACGCCACCCUCCUCCUCCUCCGCAGUCCGCCGUGCACUACUCUUAAUCCAGUCUGAUGAUUUGAGUUUGAAGAUAGAAGCGGCGAAGGAGAUAAGAAGGUUAACCAAGACUUCUCAGAGGUGUAGGAGGCAGUUAGCUUGUGCUGUUAAGCCGUUGGUUUGUAUGUUACGAGUUGGUGAUGAUGACUCUGUUGAGUCGAACGAAUCGGCUCUCUUGGCUUUGCUCAAUCUUGCCGUUAAAGAUGAGAAGAACAAAAUUAGCAUCGUGAAAGCUGGAGCUUUAGAACCCAUCAUUAGCUUCCUUCAGUCACAAAAUUCAAUCUUGCAGGAGUAUGCAACUGCAUCUUUGCUCACCCUAUCUGCCUCUACCAUUAACAAGCCAGUUAUAAGUGCUUCUGGUGCCAUUCCUCUCCUUGUUGAAAUCCUCAGAAAUGGGAACGCACAAGCCAAAGCGGAUGCUGUAAUGGCUCUUUCUAAUCUUUCAACACUCCCUGAUAAUCUCGACAUAAUUCUCAAAACAAAUCCAAUACCUUCCAUAGUUAGUUUACUAAAAACCUGUAAAAAAUCUUCAAAAACAACUGAAAAAUGCUGUGGUCUCAUAGAAUCUUUAGUUGGUUUUGACGAAGGUAGAAUUGCGUUGACAUCUGAAGAAGGUGGAAUCCUUGCUGUUAUUGAAGUGCUUGAAAAUGGGUCUCCCCAGAGUCGAGAGCAUGCAGUUGGGGCACUCCUAACGUUGUGUCAGGGCGAUCGUUGUAAAUAUAGAGAACCAAUCCUCAGAGAAGGUGUGAUCCCCGGACUUCUUGAGCUCACUGUUCAAGGAACACCCAAGGCCCAGCCAAAAGCACAAACACUGUUACGCUUGCUGAGGGACUCUCCAUACCCGAGAUCAGAACUUCAACCAGACACACUAGAGAACAUUGUGUGCAACAUCAUCUCCCAGAUAGAUGGAGAUGAACAAUCUGGUAAAGCAAAGAAGAUGCUGGCUGAGAUGGUGCAAGUUAGCAUGGAACAGAGCUUGAGACAUCUACAACAAAGGGCUUUGGUAUGUACACCUACUUCAAAUGACCUCCCUAUCAGUAGUAGUUGCACUUCCGAAGUAUCUUCAAAUAUUCUCUUAACUUCUCUCGUGAUAAUGGCUAGAAACUCCAAUGAAAUUGAAAACCAAGAGAUUUCAAACAUGGAAGAAGGUCUUGCCGUCUCCACUGACCCCAGUGCCAGUGGCAAAUUUGAUUGUUGUUCAUCACCUGCAGCCCCGACCAUCUCACAAAAGGCUCCUUUUUACGUCAUAGCUCAGCUAAUGGGAUCAUUUCUUGCUAGUGGCACAUUAGCUCGAGUGCUAGAUGUAACUCCUAAAGCGUAUUUUGGAACUGUACCAGUGGGUUCAACUGGGCAGUCAUUGCAGGUGGGAGAUCUAGCUGGGCUUGCUGUUGGAAUGACCAUACUAUUAAAUGUCUUCGUUGCCGGGCCGAUUUCAGGAGCUUCAAUGAACCCUGCAAGGAGUAUCGGCCCUGCCCUUGUUAUGCAUGAAUUCAAAGGAUUGUGGGUGUAUAUUGUAGGACCAAUUAUUGGAACCCUAGCAGGAGCCUUCGCAUAUAACGUCAUAAGAUCUACAGACAGGUCACUUGGUGACCUAACCAAGGAUUUUCUAGACUUGGUGUUCCUAAUCGAAGACAAGCAUUUUCCUUCCGUCGGUGCUACGUUCGGAAUAAAAAUCUUUUCUUCAAAUAUUGAUACUGACGAACGUGAUUGGAGAGAGUUCAGU
This is a messenger RNA of Dovyalis caffra, 1827 nucleotides long. The record is from the annotation of a GenBank genome assembly. NCBI's taxonomy places the organism in Eukaryota, Viridiplantae, Streptophyta, Magnoliopsida, Malpighiales, Salicaceae.